AUGAAUUCCGUUUUUCUUCUUCUUUUUCCUUUUGCGUUUUUUGUCGCUUUUUCCGCAUCUACCAACAAUUACAAAAUUGUUUCUUAUUACGUCAAAAUUCGUCCAAAUGUCGAAGAAAAUACCUACAAUAUCGAGGAAACCAUUAAUUUCGAAGUGAUUGACGAAGUCAAAGAGAUAAAGUUGAAAAUUGGAAAGAAUUUGGACAUUGAGGACAUCUCUGUGUCAGCUGCUGAAUACACUUUACGAGGAAAUCCACUUUAUUCGCAAUAUACUUUUGAAAAGAAGGAUUUGAGCUAUAAUAAGAAAACUGAAAUUCUGACGUUGAAUCUUAAUAACGCUGAAGUUACCAAAAAAUCAUCGUCCGAAGGCUCAUACUUUUUGAUUCGAUGCAAAGGAAAAAUGGCUGACGAUUCUAAAAAUGGAGCAAUUUAUGUGACAAAAAAAGGUGAAAUUAUUGGAAAUUUGAAGGAGGCGGCACACUCUGUGAUUCCAUAUAUCGAUUCUGGAAAGUCGAAGAUAAACUUGAACGUUGUUACUGACAAAAAACACAAAGUUGAAGCAAAAGGAAUUGAAGUUUCGAGCGAAAAAACGUUCAGCAUCGAGGAUGGAGUGAAUCAAAAUGAUUUUAGCUCAAAAAAGGAAAUCGGAUUCGAUCAAAUCAGUUUCAAAGUUAUUGCAAUUUAA
Messenger RNA from Caenorhabditis bovis, 684 nucleotides. NCBI's taxonomy places the organism in Eukaryota, Metazoa, Nematoda, Chromadorea, Rhabditida, Rhabditidae. The record is from the annotation of a GenBank genome assembly.